GCAUGGCCCUUUCUUCCUCUUUCCCAACCCCACACCCUAUAAAUUUACAAAUAAUUUCCGGCAUGAAAUCCAAGGAAAGGAACUGUUGUUCAUCCUCAUCUUCCUAAACAAAACUAUCACACUCGCUCUUUCUCUCACUCUAUAUCUAUAUCCCUAUAUCUCUGCAUAUAUAGAGUGAGAAAGACAGGCAAGAAAAAAGCAGUACAAGUACACUAAAAUCAGAAUAAAGAAACCCAAAAUACCCAAAUGGAUCUUGCCAACUCUUAUAAUACUACAAGAAGCAGGGUCAUCUUCCACUAUAAAAUCUGUCAUCACUAUUCUUCCUUUUCAUCUGCAUCAUCAUCAUCACCAUUAUUGGCUUCCUUGUCAUUGGGAACUUCGUUUUGUAAUUUAAUGGCAUCAUCGUCACGUAGCCCUUUAUCUUUUCCUUCUUGUAACUCUAGUUAUACUCAUUUUUCUGCUGAAAUUCGCAGUUAAAUUGAUACAUUUCGAAUAUUUUCUUGGUUUUCUUUCGCUUACUUCUUGUAAAGUUCAAUCUUUUCAAUUGUUCUUGAAGAAAGAAUGUUGCUUGCAUCACUGCCAGGGCUCUGUCAUCAACCCCAGAUGACCAGUUCUUCACUGUGUGGGCCUACUCUCAGUCUCAGUGAAUUGGAGAAGAAAUUGUGCAUAUGGCAAUAUGGAUUUAUUCUGUAUUACCAUAUUCAGGUAUGGUGAUGACAAACCCCAUAAGAUGACAAAUCUGGUGCAAAACAAGAGGAAAUCGACUGCAACCAUUGCCACCGUGAAAACCCAUGAUUUUUCUCCUCCCAAAUCCUACCAGGAGGUUAUUAUUUCUGCAAGGGAAAGAUUUAAGCAAGAAAUAUCUUUUCGGUCCAAGGACAAAGAUAUAUCCCUUGCUAAGACUUUGAUGUACAUUUCUGCAGAAGACGAGGCAUUCAUGGCUUUUAAUCGUGAAAUGGAUGCUCAAUCCUUCCAAAAUGAAAGAAAAGAUACGAAUGUGUCAUCUGAUGUCCAAAACUGGGACAACAUUGAAGCUAUGCCUAUAGCAGGAAAGAAAAUAGACGAGUGGUUAUCAGAGUUGGACACCAUAGCCAAAGAAGUUGAAGUUGAACUAAUUUCAAGAGACAUAGGCUGCCAUUUUGUUGAAGUUUUAGAGGCAGUGAACAAAGUUCUCUUUGAAUCUAAAGGUUUCAGAAGAUCACCUGUUGUCGAUUCAAAAUGCUCAUACUUGCAUUCUGUUUUAAGCUCUAAAUGUGGCAGUGCGAUUUUACUUAGUGUAAUAUACAUGGAGAUUUGUCAAAGACUUAAUUUGACUAUUGUUGGGUCACGGGUUGGUGAAGACUUUUUAAUUUGGCCCGAAACCCGAAACCCAGAGGAGCUUUUUAAGGUCAAUUCGGGACACAGUUUAUUUGGGAUUGUUAAUGGGCGGUGUGUGGAGGACCCGAAAUCAAUGGCUUCUGACUUAACUUGCAAUUCACUUCUCGGUCUUGAUAUUGCUACAAAUCGGGAUAUUAUUGGGAUUUAUCUUGCUAAUUUGAUUCGACUUCAUUGGAAACGUGCAUCAAGAACAAACCAUGGGUUAAUGCUGACAUCAGCACUGAGGCCCGUUCAUGAUGAUAAGGAGAAAUGGAGCAAGACUGAUAGAUCAAGUAUGCCUUUAUUGCGCCCUCAAGAUCUUAGGUUGGCAAUCAUGGCAUCAGAAAAACUGCUGAUAUUGCAACCACAUAAUUGGGCGUUGAGGAGGGAUCAUGGCAUGAUGUUGUAUUAUAGCAGGGAUUAUGGGAAAGCGGUUCAAGAGCUAAGUAUUUGCAUGGCUUUUGCACCCGAGGAAGAGGCUCAAGUGUUGGAACCAUUUGUGGAGAAGUUGCAUUUGUUGCAACUCGAGUCCUCGUGGAAAUCUCUAGGACAUAAAGGGAGACUGAAGGUUCCAUAAAAUAAGUUUAUCUGCUUGUAUAAAUUCGUUCACGAUCUAAUUUUGUAAAAUGUUUAGCUUGAAUGAUAUUGCCCCUUUAGCCUUUUUUUUCAACUUAUGAAUUGUAAGGUGUUGGGUGUGGUGUGGUAUAGUGUAAUAUUAAACUUAGGGGUAUCUGCAUUAUGGAUUUUUAUAUCAGAAAUGUAAGAUAUAUGUGAAUGCUAAGAUUGCAUAUCAAAACAAGCAUUUAUGUA
Lactuca sativa (garden lettuce) is the source of this 2166-nucleotide messenger RNA. RefSeq lists its product as uncharacterized. The record is from RefSeq and is a predicted model, not a curated record. Lineage: Eukaryota; Viridiplantae; Streptophyta; Magnoliopsida; Asterales; Asteraceae.